AUGAUUCCUAGAGGAAUAGUCAAAUAAUAGUUUAUUGAUUUAUUGAUAAUAAUAGCAAAUCUUCAAAAUUUCAAAUAACAGGAAUGGAAUUGCUUAUUUAUAGAGGCUUUUCAUUUGUAAUAGGAUAAGUAUUUAUAUGAAGAAUUAAAGAAACUUGAUAAUUAGAUCAGUGGUCCUUCUGGAUCUUAAAAAAAUUUGAAGCAAUAGAUUUAUUUAAAAUAAUAUUAGCACUAUUUUUAUAUAAAAAGGUAAAUCGAUGUUUUAAAUUUAGAAAGAGUAUUUCAUUCGAGUUUUUAGUGGCAUUAACAAAAAUUGUAGAAGGAUUUAAAAAGAAAAAGAAUUUAGUAAGAAAAUCUACAUAUUUGAUUAGAUAUGA
Messenger RNA from Paramecium sonneborni, 376 nucleotides. NCBI's taxonomy places the organism in Eukaryota, Ciliophora, Oligohymenophorea, Peniculida, Parameciidae. The record is from the annotation of a GenBank genome assembly.